This is a messenger RNA of Gasterosteus aculeatus aculeatus (three-spined stickleback), 2031 nucleotides long. Its product is annotated as mitochondrial glutamate carrier 1. Gene Ontology annotation, biological process: L-glutamate transmembrane transport; malate-aspartate shuttle; aspartate transmembrane transport. Lineage: Eukaryota; Metazoa; Chordata; Actinopteri; Perciformes; Gasterosteidae. Gene Ontology annotation, molecular function: L-aspartate transmembrane transporter activity; L-glutamate transmembrane transporter activity. The record is from RefSeq and is a predicted model, not a curated record.
UUCUUUAUCCCUGCCUUGCUUGGGGUCUCACAGGGAUACUCGGCCUGCUUUCCCUCUGCUGCCUCCACUUGUGCAAAACAUCUUGUGCACAAGCCAAAACAACAAGAACCAUGGCCCAGCAACAGCAGAUUAGCCUCCCAGCCAAACUGGUUAAUGGAGGGAUUGCAGGCAUGGUAGGCGUGACCUGUGUGUUCCCAAUUGACCUGGCCAAGACUCGUCUGCAGAAUCAACGCAGCGGGCAGCAACUCUACAAGAACAUGAUGGAUUGCCUGAUAAAGACAGUUAAAUCGGAAGGCUACUUUGGGAUGUACAGAGGUGCAGCAGUGAAUCUAACCCUGGUGACCCCUGAGAAAGCCAUCAAACUGGCCGCCAAUGACUUCUUUCGCCACCAGCUGAGCAAAGAUGGUAGCAGGUUGACGGUGCUUAAGGAGAUGUUGGCUGGAUGCUGUGCAGGAAUGUGCCAGGUCAUUAUCACCACGCCCAUGGAGAUGCUCAAGAUCCAGUUGCAGGACGCUGGCAGGCUGGCGGCCCAGCAGAGAGUGGUGCCUAGUGUAGCGACUACCCUGAAGAUGGGAGGGACCAGCGCUGUUCUCAGCCGCUCCUACAACACCAGUCCUGCGCCUCAAGUCAUGCGAGUGUCCGCCACGCAGAUCACCAGAGAGCUGCUGAGGACCAAAGGAGUGACGGGGCUUUACAGGGGCCUCGGAGCCACAUUGAUGAGAGACAUCCCGUUCUCCGUUGUGUAUUUCCCACUUUUUGCACAUCUGCACCAGCUCGGCAAACGUUCACGUGAAGACCCGUCUGUUCCCUUUUAUUGGUCCUUCAUGUCUGGCUGCCUGGCUGGAUCCAUUGCUGCUGUAACUGUCAGCCCUUGUGACGUGGUCAAGACAAGGCUACAAUCACUCAGAAAAGGAGCCGACGAGGAAACUUACAGUGGAGUGGCGGACUGCGUCAGGAAGAUCCUGAGGAAGGAGGGUCCUGCAGCGUUCCUGAAGGGGGCCAGCUGCCGCGCCCUGGUUAUCGCCCCGCUCUUUGGCAUCGCACAGGUUGUGUACUUUGUCGGAGUUGGAGAGUUCCUACUUGGGUACACGCCCAACAACAUCUACUCUUCGUAAAAAAAAAGUGAAUCUUCUGUGUUGUCGGAGGCUUUCAUAUAAAAACGCUGAAGGGACCAGAGAAAUGCCAUUCAAAGUCUUAAAUAUGCCUUUAGCAUUACUUGGUCUAAAUUAAGAGAUUUAAACAAUUAUCUUCGUGGUCCUUGGUGGAGCCUAUUGUCAGAGCAGGAUUGCUUUCCUGGGCCGGAUAGAUCAUUGACCACAUUGAUCAAUGAUCAAUGCCAUAAAAUCACGGUCCAUGGAUGCUGAUCUUUUUCAAUGUAUAUAGUGUAAAGUGGAUGUUACUAGAUAAAUAACUUCAUAACUUAAAUUGAUUGUCAGGUGUUUUCAUCAAAGCAACCUGGUUUACAUACUUUUCCCUGCAGUGAUUUACUGUGUUAUUAAAUAGUUUGCCCAUUCUCUUUAUCUACACUGCGUUCCAGUUGGUCACUAAACAGAAAAGUAAUAGAUGAAGAAGAGAAUGCUGGACGAAGGUGGGCUUAUACCCCCAAUCUACAUCUGAGUCAGACUAGAUGGUGGAGAACUAUGAACAAUACUAUUAAUGUGAUUUGAUAUGCUUUUGGGACCACGUCUUCUGGAAAAGGUGUUUCAUGACCUAUAAAUAGACACUUUCUCUUAGUUGACAGUGGUUGUUUGUGACUGGUCAGGUUUACUUGUCUGUAAGAGAUACAGGAGCUGACCCAAGUGUAUUAAGAAUCAGAACGGAGUAAUUCUGGGCUGUACUCACCCUACCAUGAGAAAUGUCAUAGGUCAAACACUUUAAUGUAAAUAUGUAUCCCGUAUCUUUCAUUUGUCUUGAACGUCAAGUUAAACUCAAACUGAAAUUUUCAACUUUUCAACAUUUAAAGGAUAAUUCAGUUCAUUGUAAUGAAUUACGCAUGUAAAUACACUCCUAAAUAAAUAUUUAUGAAUGCAA